UAGGGGAGUGGCGACAUGAUGACUCGGGACGAAAAGAUUUGCCACCGAGAAAGUGCCAAAGAUACCAAAGUAAAAGAAAAGAGCAGAAUAUCUUUCAUCCUAUCUCCACUACCGCAACACAAGGCAGCAUACAAGACGGAAGCGAGACCCGGAAAAAUCAUGUCCUCCAUCUCCAUCCUGCACAGGGCCUGCCUCCGCCUCGCUCUGCUGCCGCUCCCACCUCUGCGUGCUCGCGCCACCGCGCUCCGCCCUCCCCCUCCUCCGCGGCGGCAUCUCCACCUGCCCCGCCGGAGCGCCAUGAGCUCCGCCGCGUCCAGGCUGUCCCACAUCGCCACCGCCACCGCCGGUGCCGCCGCGGCCGGGGAGUCCAAUGAGCCGCCGCCGGCCGGGUCCGCCGUGGCCCAGGAAGACGACGGCCUUUCAGGGGAUAUUGGCUACCGCCUUCCUCCGAAAGAAAUACAGGACAUUGUUGAUGCACCACCACUUCCUGUCUUGUCAUUUUCACCAAACAAAGACAAGAUUCUGUUCCUGAAGCGUCGAGCACUGCCACCACUAUUGGAUCUUGCAAAGCCUGAGGAGAAGCUUGCUGGUCUAAGGAUUGAUGCCGAUUCUAAUACUAGGAGUAGAAUGUCUUUCUACACUGGAAUAAGUAUCCAUAAGCUGUUGGAUGAUGGGACUUUGGGCCCAGAGAAAGAGGUACAUGGGUAUCCAGUAGGUGCAAGGAUCAAUUUUGUCUCGUGGUCACAAGACGGCCGCCAUAUAUCCUUCACUGUUCGAGUUGAUGAGGAGGACAACAAAAGCGGCAAGCUAAGGGUGUGGAUUGCUGACGUUGAAUCUGGAGAAGCAAUGCCACUUUUUAAAUCGCCUGAGAUAUACCUAAAUGCUAUUUUUGACAGCUUCGUAUGGGUUAACAAUAGUACACUGCUAGUCUGCACUAUUCCUGUGACACGUGGAGCUCCACCGCAGAAGCCAUCAGUUCCAUCUGGUCCGAAAAUCCAAUCUAACGAGACAAAGAAUGUAGUCCAAGUGCGAACCUUCCAAGAUCUGCUGAAAGAUGAAUAUGAUGCUGAUCUAUUUGAUUACUAUGCAACCUCACAGCUCAUGUUAGCCUCUUUGGAUGGAACAGUGAAGCCAAUUGGCCGUCCAGCAGUAUAUACAUCCAUUGACCCAUCACCAGAUGAUAAAUACCUAAUGGUUUCUUCCAUCCACCGUCCAUAUUCCUACAUUGUACCUUGUGGGAGAUUUCCAAAGAAAGUUGAAUUGUGGACUGUAGAUGGGAAGUUUAUUAGGGAACUAUGUGAUCUGCCCCUGGCUGAGGACAUUCCAAUUACAAUGAGCAGUGUGCGCAAGGGAAAGCGUUCAAUCUAUUGGAGGCCAGACAAACCUUCAACUCUGUAUUGGGUGGAGACACAAGAUGGUGGAGAUGCAAAAGUAGAAGUUUCACCUCGUGACAUAGUUUACAUGGAAAAUGCUGAGCCCAUAAAUGGUGAACAGCCAGAGAUCCUGCAUAAACUUGACCUUCGAUAUGCAGGCACUUCCUGGUGUGAUGAAUCUCUUGCUUUAGUGUAUGAAUCUUGGUAUAAAACUCGGAAAACAAGAACAUGGGUGCUCUCUCCUGAUGAAAAAGAUGUCAGCCCUCGCAUUUUAUUUGAUCGAUCGUCAGAAGAUGUAUACUCUGAUCCUGGCUCCCCAAUGAUGAGAAGAACUGACAUGGGAACAUAUGUAAUUGCAAAGAUCAAGAAGCAAGAUGGAAGUACUUACGUCUUGUUGAAUGGGACGGGCGCCACACCAGAAGGAAACGUUCCAUUCCUUGAUUUGUUUGAUAUAAAUACUGGAAGCAAAGAGCGGAUAUGGGAGAGUGACAAGGAAAAAUAUUACGAAUCUGUUGUUGCGCUGAUGUCAGACAAAACUGAUGGGGAACUGUCCCUUGAUCAGUUAAAGAUACUUACAUCAAAAGAAUCAAAAACAGAGAACACACAAUAUUACUUGCAGACUUGGCCAGAAAAGAAGCAAGUUAAGAUCACAAAUUUCCCACACCCAUAUCCUCAGCUUGCUUCCUUGUAUAAGGAGAUGAUAAGAUACCAGCGAAAGGAUGGAGUCCAACUUACAGCAAACUUAUAUCUGCCCCCAGGUUAUGAUCCAUCAAAAGAUGGACCUUUGCCAUGUCUAGUUUGGUCCUACCCUGGUGAAUUUAAAAGCAAAGAUGCUGCUGGGCAAGUGCGUGGUUCCCCUAAUGAAUUUCCAGGGAUUGGUGCUACAUCCCCUCUUCUUUGGUUGGCUAGAGGGUUUGCUAUUUUGUCGGGUCCAACAAUCCCGAUUAUUGGUGAAGGUGACGAAGAGGCCAAUGACAGGUAUGUGGAACAACUAGUUGCAAGUGCAGAGGCUGCAGUUGAGGAAGUUGUUAAAAGAGGGGUGGCUCAUCCUGAUAAAAUUGCUGUUGGUGGUCAUUCAUAUGGUGCAUUCAUGACAGCUAAUCUCUUAGCUCACGCUUCUCAUCUUUUCUGCUGCGGAAUUGCUCGUUCUGGAGCUUACAACAGGACUCUGACUCCAUUUGGUUUUCAGAAUGAGGAUAGGACACUCUGGGAGGCAACAAGCACCUAUGUUGAGAUGAGCCCUUUCAUGUCAGCAAACAAAAUCAAGAAACCAAUCCUACUUAUCCAUGGAGAGCAGGACAACAAUUCUGGGACAUUGACGAUGCAGUCAGACCGAUUUUUCAAUGCCUUGAAAGGGCACGGUGCGCUGUCUCGUUUGGUGAUACUUCCUUUUGAGAGCCAUGGGUACUCUGCAAGGGAAAGUAUUAUGCACGUCCUCUGGGAGACUGAUAGGUGGCUGCAGAACUACUGUGUAAACGGUGCUAGCAAGGCUGACUCAGAUUCAGUGGCUGACAGCGAAAACAAAACACUGUCAGCCAGUGGCGGCAGUGCAGCUCGUGAAGAUCUAAGUCCUGAGGGAUCCUCAUAUCUACCACGAUCGCUUCUGUGAUCAACUUUCUUCAGCUGGUGCGUGAAACCAUCUCAGGACAGCAGGCUCAAACAGAAAAUAAAGGGCUGUUGCGCUUGUGCCAGAACUGAUGCCCAUUGCCUUCUCUACCAGGCAUGGCUUGAUUGGCAUUAUAUUUGAUUGAUUUCUGCAUAAGAUGAUCGUGUGACUAACAUGUAGGGCCUACAAAGUGUAGGAAAGGCCUAAUCAUCGGUGGAUAUUGCACCCCCUUAUAUUCGGAUCCAUAUUUAUUCUAUUGGUAUAGGCCAACGCAAUAGAACUGUAAUUCUUAACAAUUAUUGACUCUGUACAGGAAUGCAGUCUCUUGAGUUUUGAUCCCA
This is a messenger RNA of Panicum hallii, 3320 nucleotides long. RefSeq names its product probable glutamyl endopeptidase, chloroplastic. Lineage: Eukaryota; Viridiplantae; Streptophyta; Magnoliopsida; Poales; Poaceae. Gene Ontology annotation, molecular function: serine-type endopeptidase activity. The coding region runs from base 16 to 2982 and encodes 988 amino acids. The transcript has 16 exons. Gene Ontology annotation, biological process: proteolysis. The record is from RefSeq and is a predicted model, not a curated record.